Messenger RNA from Pyricularia grisea, 2880 nucleotides. RefSeq lists its product as uncharacterized. Gene Ontology annotation, biological process: DNA-templated transcription; regulation of transcription by RNA polymerase II. The record is from RefSeq and is a predicted model, not a curated record. Gene Ontology annotation, molecular function: DNA-binding transcription factor activity, RNA polymerase II-specific; RNA polymerase II cis-regulatory region sequence-specific DNA binding; zinc ion binding. The coding region runs from base 1 to 2880 and encodes 959 amino acids. NCBI's taxonomy places the organism in Eukaryota, Fungi, Ascomycota, Sordariomycetes, Magnaporthales, Pyriculariaceae. Gene Ontology annotation, cellular component: chromatin. The transcript is spliced from 4 exons.
AUGGAGACGGCGGAGAUUGAUCGUUGGAGUCAAUCAACUUUGUUAAUCUCCAAAUAUCCUCACCCCGGAUUCAUCACUAUUCCCUCCCACCUCUUCACUCCAAUAUCUCUCUCCAACCUCCACCAGUUCCUCCAUCAGCCACGACCAGCCGAGACAUUGGCGGUUGUCAUCCCGACGAUGCUGCCCCAAGGAGUCUCGUCAAUCGCUCCAACAAUAUCCGGUUCACCACCGCCAGGCGCAGCAGCAGUUCGUCGUCGGCAGAGACGGCGUGCCCCGGACGGCAACAGUGGCCGGUCCUGCCCACACUGCGGACGUACCUUUAAGCGAACCGAGCACUUGGAGCGCCACGUGAGAACGCACACCAAAGAGAAGCCCUUCAUUUGUAUCUGCGGUGCGGCUUUUACCCGCCGUGACCUCCUGACCCGCCAUCAGCGGAUUACUCUGCACCAAGGCGAGGCUGGGCCAGAUGGCGAUGGCCAGGCUGAAGCUACGAGUCCUCCUGAAGGGAACGUCACGUCGGCAUCCAGGAAUGUGGGGUCUGUCUCCGGCUUAGGACCGGACAUGAAUCCCCCUCAUCCGGACCUGGCAGCUGCCAUAUCACUGUCAGGAUUGAGCGUCGAGGGCUGGCCGCAACCGAUGCAGGUCCCGGUGCAGCAUCAGCAGGCGCCAUUGUACCCUCUGCCGGAUCAGCACACAGCACCACAAGCCAAUGGGUUUGUGACGUCGGACCCCGGAUUUGUUCAGAAUGGGUUCUUGGCAUCUGAGUACAUGGCAACAGAGGGUGACGGCUUCGGUGUAGAUGUUCAGUUCCGCGAUUUUGCACACUUCUUGGAUGGAAUGGGACUACCUGCAGAAUGGAGCCCGUACUUCCAAACGGGAGGAUCUGGAGUGGACGGAGAGGGUGAGGAUGUAGAUGAUGAUGACAUGGAGGCUGAGUCCUGUCAGUCCCCCGAUAAUGAACAGGCGACAGUCAUGACUGGCCAGGUGCCAGCCAGGCCUGAUCCACGGUCAGGAGCAAGAACGCCGUUUACGACGUGGCUCCCGUCUGCACCCGCAGCCAACCGGGUGACUGCAACACUCCAGGAGCUUGCUCCUCGCCCCCUGAACGCCAACGCCCACCCGCUCCGGGUAACCGAAGAGCAGCGAGCACACUUCUCGGCUUCCCUCGACAAUCUCCGCUCCGUCCUCCCAGAACCGCUGUUCCGCAUGCCGUCGCGACAUGCGCUGACACGCUACGUCACUUCAUUCUUUGAGGGGUUCCACAGCCACAUGCCCUUCAUCCACCUGCCAACAUGGCGAAUCCUUGACCAUCCCCUAGAGCUGAUACUCGGAAUAACCGCCAUAGGAGCCCAGUACUGUUUUGAGCACCGGGUAGCCGAGCGUCUGUUUUUUGCCGGCAAGGCAAUCGCUCUGCACAGGCUGCAGCUGCGGCGUGGAAGUGGUGCUCACUGGACCAGUGGCGGGAAGGAGGGCGAUGAGGAAGAGGAUGAUAGGACUGAGAUGGUCAGGGCCCUGGUCACGCUCAUGGGGUUUGCAACCUGGGCGCCCAAGGUGUCGCUGCUGCGAGAGGCCUUUACCCUGCAAACAGUUCUCGCGCAGCUCCUGCGGGAAAGUGGCAUCAGUCAUGACGCAAUCCAAGAAUCACCCAAUAUUUCGAUUUCUUCCACCGACAGCCACGACGACAACAUUGAUGACGAGGAUGAGAACAAACCAUGGCUGGCAUGGGUGAGGCAAGAAUCCACUCGACGCAGCAAGCUCAUAUCCUUCUCUUUCCUGCACACACACAGCAUCGCCUACGACGUCUAUCCGGUCCUUCGCAGCAACGAGAUCGGACUGCGCCUACCCUGCAGCACGCCCGAGUGGAAGGCCCCAACAGCGGCAGCUUGGCGCCGAGCCAGGGCAGAGGUCGUCAAGGAGCAGCUCUUCUUCCAAGAAGCGCUGGGCCAGCUCCUCCGUCACAGCAGCACCAAAACCAACCCCGGCAACAGUGGCUCCAGCUCGGGGACGAGCACGCCACCGCAGCCGCUGGACCCGAUCCCAACCCCACUGGGCAACUAUCUCCUCCUGCACGGCCUGCUGCAGCGCAUCCACAUCCUCCGCGACCUCUCCCUCCCCGCCCUCUCCCCCUCGCCAUCCUCCUCGCUCCCGUCGGACGAGGUCGACAAGCUGGAGCGCGCCCUGCGAGCCUGGACCUCGGGCUGGCAGCAGGCACCCGAGUCGUCGCUGGACCCAAACAACGACAACGGGCCGAUCCCGUUCACGUCGUCGGCGCUCGUGGGGUUGGCGUAUUCCCGCCUCCACUGCGCCCUGGGACCGCACAGACGCCUCGACACCCGCGACCCGGACGUGGUGGCGGGGGCGCUGAUGCGCUCUCCGGGGGUCGGGCGGGGCGACGGCGGCGUCGUCUCGGCGCUGCUGUACGCGGCGCACAUGCUGGGCAUCCCCGUGCGGCUGGGAGUCGACCGCGUCGCCCGCAGCCAGGCCUUCUUCUGGAGCGUUCGCCAUAGCCUGGCUGGGCUCGAGUGCGCCGUGCUGCUGUCCAAGUGGCUGAGGAGCGUCGGUGAGGACCUCAAGGGCGGCGGUGGGGGCGGCCGGGCUGUUUUGACGGACAGCGAGGAGAGAAUCGUGCAUUGGGUGGGCACAAUUGUCGAAGAGGCGUAUGCUGUUGUGGAUUUUGACGACGGGGGUGAUGAUUACAAGCGCGUCAGAGGGGCCGUUCUAAAGGAUCCCGGUCAGCUGGGGCUGGAUGUCUUGAGGAUCUGGGCACAUUUCUUCCGGAGAAAUGCGCAGUGGAGGUUUAUAAACUUUAUAGGACUGAGCUUGGAGAAGUAUAGGGAGCUGCUUAUACAAAGUAGCGGUCCUGCCGGUUCUGAUACUUGA